Molecule: messenger RNA, 1359 nt
Organism: Rhinocladiella mackenziei CBS 650.93
Lineage: Eukaryota; Fungi; Ascomycota; Eurotiomycetes; Chaetothyriales; Herpotrichiellaceae
Exons: 2
Coding region: 1-1359 (452 amino acids)
Biological process (GO): lipid metabolic process
Molecular function (GO): phosphoric diester hydrolase activity
Source: RefSeq, a predicted model, not a curated record
AUGGUUGGAAUUCGUGUGCAGACAUUGAUAUCUUUGCUGUUGGUGCUGGGCAUUCUCCCAUUGACUGCUAUUGGAGCACGCCAGCCUUAUGAUGUGAGGAAGGUCAUCCAGGCAUUCCGCCAGCCCCAUGAGGAUCUGGUGGUCCUUUGCGCCCACAGAGGUCUACGUGCUCUCGUUCUUCUCUUCUUCCUAUGCAAUUUAAAUGACGACUCGACCAGAUGGAACGGCACCACCGAAAACUCGCGCGAUGCAUAUUUCCGUGCCUCAGAAGCCGGGGUCGAAUGCAUUGAAACAGACAUCCACAUAUCUCUUGACGGGUACCUGCCCAUGAUCCACGACACAGGUCUGGGCCGUGAAACCGACGUCGGCGAAGCAACAGGCCGCGCCGCCUACAACCCAUUCACAGGCAAAGGAUAUAAUCCAUCCGUCAACAACAGCACGUUCAAAGGCUUCAUCGAGCACCUGCACCUGCGCGACGAAGGAGGCCGGGUCCACGACGAAACAGUCCCGACACUACCUCAGAUUGUACAAAGCAUCUACGACAGCGGCACGAAUGUCGUGCUCCAACUCGACUUCAAGGACGAAGAAGCCGUCGAACCUGCCUACUGGCAACUCAAGAACUUGACCAACGCCGCCGGCGUGCCCGCGAACGAAUGGUGCAUCUACAAGCUCCAAGCAACAUGGUACCGAACACCAGAAGAAUUCGAGGCCUUACCCUGGGUCCAAGACGCAUUCGUUUCCGGUAUCCAACUGGCGUUCAUCCCGGUAUACAAUCCCAAUGACGAAGUUCAUUUCGACACGCUCGCAAGUCUCCAGGGCUUCCUGAAGACAAACUACACCAUCAGCGCCGAGAUUGAGCUCUAUUCGCCCAACGGGCCCCUGCAGGCCCUCCAAGACCACGUUGCCACCUUACAGCCGGGAGGAAACAGCAUGUUCCGUACAUCCGGCAUCUUCUACGCGAUCGGCGACUUCGUAACGCCCACAACCGCACGUCGCACCUUCUUCGACACAGCCAAUUACACUCUACCCGCUGAUGAGCGCGUGAAUAAUUCCGUGUUCGUGUUCCGGGAAAACAGAGCACCAGUGUUGCUUGAUAGUAUCGUCGGCAACAUGUCGACGGAUGGGCAUGACUAUAGGUCGAAUUUUGACUGGAUACUCAAGACAGGCUUUGAUUGGGUCAUUACCGAUACGCCGGAUGAAUGGGAUGUACGACUGAGGGGCCAGGGAAAGAGGAAUAUUAAGCAUAUGCUGGCAGACGGACAGAAAGAGGCCGAUCAGGCAUUGGUGAGUAGCUGGUAUAAGAAUAAAAAGAGGAAUAGCGACAGAAGGCAUGCGAGGGAUUUUGAAGGUACGGCAUGA